AUGGUAGAGUUAGAAAGCCCAGGGGAGGGGACCUGCCAAAAAAACAGGGAAAAGGAUAAUAUCGACAGAGAUCAGCAGCAACAGCCAGCAGCAGCAAACAGCAGCAGCAGCGAGCAAACAGCGAAGCAGCAGAGACAAAGGCUCAAGAACAGCGACCCCUUCAUCUCGAACGAAGACCCAGAAGAAGAAGAAGAAGAAGUAGAAGAGGAAUUCCUACGAGAAGAAAGAGAAGAGGAGGAAGAAGAGCUGGUCCGAGGACGUGAGCCUGUGCUCUGUCCACGCCAGGAAAAGUUCGGGAGACAGCUCGAGAAGGGGCUCGAUCAUUGUCACGAGCGGGAGUGA
Molecule: messenger RNA, 342 nt
Organism: Macrobrachium nipponense
Lineage: Eukaryota; Metazoa; Arthropoda; Malacostraca; Decapoda; Palaemonidae
Product: histone H3.v1-like
Exons: 1
Coding region: 1-342 (113 amino acids)
Source: RefSeq, a predicted model, not a curated record